Condylostylus longicornis is the source of this 845-nucleotide messenger RNA. RefSeq names its product eukaryotic translation initiation factor 6 (gene eIF6). The record is from RefSeq and is a predicted model, not a curated record. Gene Ontology annotation, biological process: assembly of large subunit precursor of preribosome; maturation of 5.8S rRNA; maturation of LSU-rRNA. The coding region runs from base 114 to 845 and encodes 243 amino acids. The transcript is spliced from 3 exons. Gene Ontology annotation, cellular component: nucleolus; preribosome, large subunit precursor; cytosol. Gene Ontology annotation, molecular function: ribosomal large subunit binding. Lineage: Eukaryota; Metazoa; Arthropoda; Insecta; Diptera; Dolichopodidae.
GAAAGUUUGUGAUAAAAAGCAAUUGUUCAUUCUUGAUUCUUCAUUCAUUUAACAAAACUUGUGAAAUUUGAUUGUUAUUGAUUAAUUAUUUGAAAGUUAAAUUUGACUCUAUAAUGGCUUUAAGAGUGCAAUUUGAAAACAACGAUGAUAUUGGAGUUUUUAGUAAGCUAACAAAUUCGUAUUGUUUGGUUGCAAUUGGUGGAUCAGAAGCAUUUUAUAGUGUUUUUGAAGCGGAAUUAGCAGAAACUAUUCCAGUGGUGCAUGCUAGUAUUGCUGGCUGCCGUAUAAUAGGCCGCUUAUCGGUAGGAAACAGGCAUGGGCUUUUAGUUCCAAAUUCUACAACCGACGUAGAAUUACAACAUAUUCGUAAUAGUUUACCGGAUGAAGUAAAGGUCCAAAGAGUGGAAGAACGCUUGUCAGCUCUUGGAAACGUUAUUGCUACUAAUGAUUAUGUUGCUCUAGUUCAUCCAGAUUUAGAUAAGGAGACAGAAGAAAUAAUUGGGGACACUUUAAAUGUGGAAGUUUUUAGACAAACAAUAGCAGGAAAUGCUUUAAUUGGUUCAUAUACUGUUUUGAGUAAUCAAGGAGGAUUAGUUCAUCCCAAUACGACGAUACAAGAUCAAGACGAGCUUGCAACGCUCUUACAAGUUCCAUUAGUUGCUGGAACUGUAAACCGUGGAAGUGAGGUUUUGGCAGCUGGAAUGGUGGUAAAUGAUUGGACAUCAUUUGUCGGAAUGAGUACAACAGCCACAGAAAUCUCAGUAAUAGAAAAUAUUUUCAAACUAAAUCAAGGUCAACCAACUAAUAUAUCAACAAAAUUAAGAGCAACAUUAAUUGAAUCGUAA